Bipolaris victoriae FI3 is the source of this 306-nucleotide messenger RNA. RefSeq lists its product as hypothetical. The coding region runs from base 1 to 306 and encodes 101 amino acids. The record is from RefSeq and is a predicted model, not a curated record. Lineage: Eukaryota; Fungi; Ascomycota; Dothideomycetes; Pleosporales; Pleosporaceae. The transcript has a single exon.
AUGCAGGGUGCACUGAGAAGCCAGCUCUUUGCUUUGAAUAUCUAUUACAAAGUGCCGCUUAGCAAUGUAUUGAACGUUGUGCAGUUCUUGUUCAAUCGUUAUGCAAGGUUGAGCAAGGUGUUUUCGCUCGUUGUUGAUGUGUGGGAGGUUGGCAUGUCCCGUCCAUGGUUCAGUCGGCUUGAGGGGAGGUUUGCUGCGGAUCAGUAUUGUGAACCACCUGGUGCAGUGCUUUCUGGGACGUUAGAGUACGCUUUCGUAGGAGUAUAUAGAGAAGGCACACUUAUCAAGAUGCGUGACGGUGGCUGA